GAGGGACCAGGAAGUUGCCGCUCGGCCCGUGCACUGAAAUCCGAGGCCACGCCCGUUUGAGCUGCUAUACCGCUCUUGUUUUCAGAAGCGACCUGCCCACAACAACUAUAACAACAAGCUGUUGCUUCCUCUGCAGAAUUGGUCUGAUGGAGCAAAGGCACUUGGCGCAGCUCGGUGCAAAAAGGCAUCAAUGCGACCGGUGUGCAUACAGCACGGAUCGUCCUGGACAUUUGACACAGCACCAGAGAACUCACACAGGAGAGAAACCCUUCAAGUGCAGUGUGUGUGGGAGGGCGUUUGCACGUUCAUCUGCUCUUGUAACACACAAGAGAACACACACGGGAGAGAAACCCUUCAAGUGCAGUGUGUGUGGGAAGGCGUUUGCACAGUCAUCUUGUGAAGCACACCAGAGAACUCACACAGGAGAGAAACCCUUCAAGUGCAGUGUGUGUGGGAAGUCGUUUUCACAGUCAUCUACUCUUGUAAAACACCAGAGAACACACACGGGAGAGAAGCCCUUUAAGUGCAGUGUGUGUGGGAAGGCGUUUUCACAGUCAUCACAUUUUCAAAGACACCAGAGAACACACACGGGAGAGAAACCCUUCACGUGCAGUGUGUGUGGGAAGGCGUUUUCACAGUCAUCUACUCUUAUAAAACACCAGAGCACACACACGGGAGAGAAACCCUUCAAGUGCAGUGUGUGUGGGAAAACGUUUGCACGGUCAUCUACUCUUGUAGAUCACCAGAGAACACACACGGGAGAGAAACCCUUCAAGUGCAGUGUGUGUGGGAAAACGUUUGCACGGUCAUCUACUCUUGUAGAUCACCAGAGAACACACACGGGAGAGAAACCCUUCAAGUGCAGUGUGUGCGGGAAGGCGUUUGCACAGUCACCACAUCUGCAAAGACACCAGAGAACACACAAGCAUCUGAAUCUCCACCAGGAGUGGAGUGUGAAAUAUAAUUGUAAAAGUCAGAGUGCCGCAAUGAGCCCAUCCCUCAAACAAGAACCGGACGACAAUCCCAGCUUGGACACUUUUAAAGGUAACGAGGUGAAAUAUGAAGAGGUGAAGGUGAAAUGUGAAGAAGUGAUGGUGAAGAGCCAAGAAGUGAAGGUAAAAUGUGAAGAUGAAGAUUCAACUCCCAAAUCGGACCUUCACAUUGAUGGAGGCAACAUGAAGCAGGAGGAGAAUUCUGACUGUGAGGCAGAGCGAGGCAACUCCCAGCAGUUUGUGGAAGUGGAGGUGUGGGUGGACUUCCUCCGAGACAAUAGAAAGUCAAAUGGAGACCCGGUAGAUGUGUAAGCUUCAGACGAUGCCGCUCCAAUCGAUGCAACUUUGUCACAGGUCUUUGUGGACCUGUGUGUUGGGUAGAUUUCUAACCAGGAGCGAGAGCCAAUAAGCUCCCAAGCAUUUGCUAUGUUAUCAUAAUUGCAUUUAUAUGGUGCUUGCUUAAUCGCCUCUGGCAACUCGGAGUGUUGUAGCAUAUCUCUUUUCAAACAUUCUAAGAGCAUCCCCAAGUAGCAGCUGCCCCUGUGUGGCACAAGGUGGUGGCCCUGCACCGGCCUGCAUGUGGACAAGAGCCUGUCAGUAGGGGGCGAUGGUUGAUGUGGCAUCUUGGUUGUGGAGUUUGUAGGUAAUGUUUAGAAUUUGCUACCUUUUUACCCAGAUGCCAGCAUGCAAUGGCCGACUCGUUUUGAAUGGUGCAUUAGUAUGUUGUACAUACACUGUUAAGCAGACGGUGCGUAUUUUUUUAAUUAGCUUCUUGUUAAUAGGAUGUAACCUAAUGCAGUAUAUUUCAGUGCAGUAAUUCAAUUUUGUUCAUAUGCCUGUCACGAAUUUAGAAUGAAUGCUUGUCUGAUGGUGUGCGUACGUGUAACAUUUUGUCUACAAGGGUCAAACAUUUAAUAAGUCAUGUUAGAACACAGUGUGUGUUUUGCAAGUAACCUGGUCAGAUAACUCAGGUGAGACUCAUUGUUCUUGUGAUACAGGUCAAAGGGUACUUUUGUGUUUUCAGGAAGCAUCUCUGGAGCAACUCAUUGUCUUUGAAAUAGUGAGCACACUCGGAUCAUUCAUCAGUUACAAGGCAUACCACUCAAAAGUUACACGUAGAGGAGAUACAUUCUCUACAACACGAAUAAUAAUUUUGUAUUACGUGUUGACGUAGAUUUUGUCGAAUUAGGACGAGAAAUGGUCCUUGCCGAUUAACGUCUGGAUGUUCACAACCAUGGGGUUGAAGCAAGCCUUGACCGCCUGCGGUGCCCCUCACAACCAUUUACGGCCUUGGGCCAGGAAGGUCACGAAUAAAUUGCAGACGAACGACGCAUCCACGCAAGCACCCGAUGCUCCGUUUUGAAGUUUUAAAAUGAAACGACUUUGAAUUGUAUUAUGUUUUGAAUUUUGUUUCUUCAAUGAAAGCUUAUAUCAUUUUACAUCUGGAAGACUUAAUUGAAAACGACAUUUCGUGUGAAUUUUCUCUCGUCGUGAAGUAGAUGGCUUUGCCGGGGAUUCGGUUCGAUAUACGGACUUUCACCUGGUUGGGAUCGCGGGAUCGAGAUGAGGCGACAGAGCUGGCCGUGCGAGAAGACUGCCGUCUGCAGAUCGAUUCCAACGUGAUCGACCGUCUGUCCCUGCGCCUCCGUCGUUCAUGCAGGGGGCACGUAGGUUUACAGCGCCCCCUGCAUGAAAAAGAAAAAGUGCAGCAUUCAUCACAGUUUAAGUAGAGCGUUAUAUAUAAAUGUCAUUUUUUGUCUGUGUGUUCACGCGCUUGCGAGGGAUUUUUCUCUCUAACUGGGGUUUACGGAAAAAAAAUGCCUGGUACCACUCGCUAAAAUCUGCGGUUGGCAAGUAGUUUUGCCGCACGAUGCGGGACAAAGCGACGUGCUGCUGACGGUGAAUCUGAUGGCUUAGGACGAGUCUACACAGUUCAUCCCAAGGCAGUCGCCCUCCACAACAACGGAGGGUGGAGGAGUGACGCUCAACAUCGAGCGGGGCACCGGGUGGCUAAGCACAGCAAGUUGGCACAGUAGGGGUACAGGUGGUGCAUCAGCCAGUCAUCUCAGUCGACCCGUGGCACCUGGGUCUGCCCCGUGACCUGCCAGCGGGCGUUCGACACUUCACGUGGCCUCAAGAUGCACAUAGCCUGGCACAAGCGUCGUGGUGACGUCACCGCGACUUAGUGGCGAAUAGCGGUUGUCUCGAUCAGCGUCAAUCCAACCAUAUGCAACUACUGUCAGUAGCAACACGCGCCUGUUCAACUUCCACGGCCCACGACUACACGCGACUGGAACUUCUUUCACACCAUACAUAGCCAACCAUGCACAUCUAUAGGUCUCUGUGUGUAUGGUGAACGUCUUUCGCACCAUACGUAACCAACGGUGCUAAUCUAUGGAUCUCUGCGUGAGUCUGUGUGUAUCUAGAACUUAUUUCGAACCAUGCGUAGCUGUCCCUGCAGAGUAGGAGGGGCUGGUAUCUGUGGAGCUGUAGGCUGGGUAAAUCUGUCGGCAGGAGCGAGAGACAAUGAAGCUCCCAAGCAUUUACUACGUUACAAACAUCAUAUUUCCACUCAUAAGUCGCUUGCCUAAUUGCCUCAGCAACUCGGUGUUUCGUAUCGAAUCUCAUGUCAAACAAUCUAAAGGUGCCCCCCCUAAGUGGCAGCUGCCCCUGUGUGGCACAAGGUGGUGGCCCUGCACCAGCCUGCACGUGGACACGAGUCUGUCGGUAGGGGGCGAUCAUUGACGUGCCAUCUCCAUUGUGUAGUUUCUGGAUAAUGUUUGGCAUUACCCCAAUGUUGACCGUGACACCAACAUGCAUUUGUGCGUUGUGAAUGACGCAACGCUUUGUUUUACAUCUGCCGUUAAGCAGACUGCGCAUAUUUUUGCGAAUGUUACUGGGGUAGCCAGGUGUGCCUGUCGGAUUUGAACCUUGAACCUCUGCAAAAAACAGAGAAUGCGCUAUCAUAGUAUUGGUUCUUUUGGUAAAGUUACGCAGAUAGAAAAUGAACAAUAUUAUAUAAAAUAAUAAAUACAAUGAAA
Lethenteron reissneri (Far Eastern brook lamprey) is the source of this 4033-nucleotide messenger RNA. Its product is annotated as zinc finger protein 239-like. The record is from RefSeq and is a predicted model, not a curated record. Gene Ontology annotation, biological process: regulation of transcription by RNA polymerase II. NCBI's taxonomy places the organism in Eukaryota, Metazoa, Chordata, Hyperoartia, Petromyzontiformes, Petromyzontidae. Gene Ontology annotation, molecular function: DNA-binding transcription factor activity, RNA polymerase II-specific; RNA polymerase II cis-regulatory region sequence-specific DNA binding. Gene Ontology annotation, cellular component: chromatin; transcription regulator complex; PcG protein complex.